CGCAUUUUAAAACCGUCUGGAAACCCCUGCAAAUUUUCCAUUGGAAAUGUGUAUCGUAAAGGUACAUUCUAUUAUCAGCACUGCGAGAGUGAAGUUGUCGGCGUCGGUAGCAGCAUUCGAGGAAUUUUAUUUUUCAAAGCUCUGAAACUUAUUCAACAUGUCCAACGAGUCAGUCAAGGAAUGGCUCGAAACUGAUUCGGAUACAUCAACAAUGAGCGCAACCGACACCGACAUAGAAAAGGAGGGGGAAACUGGAUGGCAAGUCGGGUUUCCCAGCGUCGCGCCCCAGUGUGUGUUCAGAGAAAUAUCCAACAUCGAUGGUCAACCGUCUUCAUCUUCCGUACAUUUGACUAGCAACUCGCGAAAACGGAAAGCAGUACAGUUGUGCAGUGUAGCUACGAAUAUGGAGACGGUUGAACCUUACGACCAAGAAACUGUGGUGCGCACACUCACUGGGCUAAUUCGGUCUCAUGCCCGUUUGGCGACACAAGUGUGCGAAUUGAUUAAUGCCAUGAAACCAAGGCCCGACGUUCGACCCAGCAUGGAGUUUGAUUUUGCUCCGAUAGAUUCAGUAGAAGAGCUGCAAAAUUUAGAUGCACUUCUUCAAGACGACUCGGAGGAUAGAGCAAAACUUGUUCAUUGGCUUGAAACACAGAUCACUCGUGUGGACGUGGAUAACCGUCUUCACGAAUUAAUUGAUCUGCUGUUCACCAAAACCUUUUUUGCCACCAUGAAUUGGACUGGCAUAAGCAAAAAAGUGGGACAAACAAAAAUAGGAUCAGGUAAAUUUAAGUUAAUGGUAAGAUUAUUUGUAGAAUUAGGAGGUAACAAUGCUUUAGUUUUAAAUAGUAAUUAUGUAGAAAAUUAAAAAAAAAA
Messenger RNA from Anopheles stephensi (Asian malaria mosquito), 876 nucleotides. RefSeq lists its product as uncharacterized. The record is from RefSeq and is a predicted model, not a curated record. The transcript is spliced from 6 exons. Lineage: Eukaryota; Metazoa; Arthropoda; Insecta; Diptera; Culicidae. The coding region runs from base 158 to 868 and encodes 236 amino acids.